AUGGGGCAUAAAGUGGUCGUAUUCGACAUUUCUGUCAUCAGAGCCUUGUGGGAAACUCGUGUCAAGAAGCACAAAGCCUGGCAGAAGCAGGAGGCAGAAAGGCUCGAGAAAAGCGCAUUGGAAAAGAUAAAGGAGGAGUGGAACUUCGUGGCCGAGUGCAGAAGGAAGGGCAUCCCGCAGGCUGCGUACUGCAAGAAUGGCUUCAUAGACACCAGCGUGAGGCUUCUGGACAAGAUUGAAAGGAACUCCCUUGCAAAGCAGAGUGCAAUUUCCAAGGAGAGAGACAAACGGAGCAGUGAGUUUGUGCUUGAACUUACAGGGGAGCACUGGAAGGAGCUCCCGGAUUCCUUGAAGGAGCAGACGCACCUGAAAGAAUGGCACAUAAGCAAUACCCUGAUUCAGAUCAUUCCUAAGUAUAUCGAGCUGUUUCAAGCCAUGAGGAUUCUGGAUCUGCCAAAAAACCAAAUCUCCUGUCUUCCAGCUGAAAUUGGUCGUUUGAAGAACCUGAAGGAACUCAAUGUGCGUUUCAACCGUCUGAAGAGCAUUCCUCCAGAACUGGGAGACUGUGAAAAUCUAGAGAAACUGGAUUGUUCUGGAAAUCUAGAAUUAACUGAGCUCCCCUUUGAAUUAAGUAAUUUGAAGCAAGUUUCAUUCAUAGAUAUCUCAGCAAACAAGUUUUCCAGUGUCCCGAUCUGUGUCCUGCGGAUGUCUAAUUUGCAGUGGUUGGAUAUCAGCAGCAAUAACCUGAGUGACCUGCCACAAGACAUAGACAGGCUACGAGAACUGCAGACCUUUCUCCUGUAUAAGAACAAGCUGACCUACCUUCCCUUUGCCUUGCUUAACUUAAAGAAGCUCACCUUGUUAGUCGUCAGCGGGGACCACUUGGUGGAGGUCCCAACAGCCCUCUGUGACUCAUCCACAUCUUUAAAAUUUGUAAGUUUUAUGGACAAUCCUAUUGAGAAUACCCAAUGUCAAGAUGGUAAUGAAACGAUGGAAAGUGAACAAGAUCGCCAACAUUUUGAUAAAGAAUUUAUAAAAGCCUAUAUUGAAGAUCUUAAAGAAAGAGAAUCUGUUCCCAGCUAUGCCACUAAAGUAUCUUUCAGCCUUCAGCUUUGA
Messenger RNA from Mesoplodon densirostris (Blainville's beaked whale), 1116 nucleotides. RefSeq names its product leucine rich repeat containing 2 (gene LRRC2). NCBI's taxonomy places the organism in Eukaryota, Metazoa, Chordata, Mammalia, Artiodactyla, Ziphiidae. The record is from RefSeq and is a predicted model, not a curated record. Gene Ontology annotation, molecular function: protein binding. Bases 1 to 1116 code for a protein of 371 amino acids. The transcript has 8 exons.